UUUCUAGAAUUUUAAUUUAGAUUUUGCUACACAGCAAAUAAAAAAUUUCAAAACUUCAGAAAGAAUAUUCAAUAUCAUGACGAAUUUGUAAUUACCAAUUGGAAAAGUAAAAUGGAGCUGUUUGUGACAUUGGAUAACAUCAUAAUACAUGACAGUUUAAAAAAUGAAAGUUUGUGGUGUAGUCGAUUUGAUGGUCAACUUCUACCUUAUUCUGGUGAAAAGCUGUCAGAGGCGUGGCAACCGAUGUGUAAAGGAAUAGUUUAUGGUGUUAUUGGAAAGAUGCAAAUGUUGCCAGGGUCAGAUUGGAAGCUACUUGUUAUCACUGGUCGGCAAUUUGUUGGUUACCUGCCUGGAGGAAUCGAGGUUUACAACAUUUCCAGAAUAGCUGUUGUAUCUUUAUCAAAUGAUGGUGUAGAUUAUAACGACUUAGAGUUGGAGGUUUGUUCUUCACAUCACUCAUCUACUGUAGAUGUUUUGGACACUAAAAGUAAAUCACAGCAGAAGGUGCAGCAAACAUGGAACAACUUUAAAAGUAGUGCUAACAACAUCACUGGAAGGACUAAUGUUGUGUUAAAAGAAAAAGAUAAAUUGGAACGAAGAUUGUUAGAGGAGUUGUUAAAAAUGUUUAAUGAUUCAGGCUCAUUUUACUAUUCAACAAAUGGUGACUUAAGUAACACACAAAGCAGAUUGCAGACUUUUGAUAUACCUUAUUGUUGGCAACAGACUGAUGACAGAUUUUUUUGGAAUAAAUCAAUGCUGGAGGACUUGCUAGAAUCAAAUAAUCCAGCAGCUCCUAAUUGGAUUUGUCCGAUAAUUCAAGGCUAUGUUCAAAUCGAGAGGUGUUUUAUAGACCAUUUGGAGUAUUUAAAUGAUAAAAACGGACUAGACAACACAGAUGGUGGUAGUGAUGAUGAGGAUGAUGAUGCAUGGGAUAUGACUGAUUUUAAAUCUUCAGAAAAGUACCGCACAGCAGAGAAUAUGAAGGAAGAUGAGUACGAUAUUGUGAUCAUAUCAAGGAGAAGUAGACAUCAAGCAGGGACAAGAUAUAAACGCAGAGGAAUAAAUGAAAACGGACAUGUGGCCAAUUAUGUGGAGACUGAACAGAUUGUGUGUGUGUUAAACCACAUCGUGUCCCAUGUUCAAAUUCGAGGCUCAGUACCAAUCUUUUGGAGCCAGCCUGGAACAAAGUAUCGUCCACUUCCGCAAAUAGACAGAGAUUUCUCUGAGUCCAAAGUUGCAUUUGGAAAACAUUUUGGUGAAGAACUUGGUUUAUACAAGAAAAUGGUGAUUGUGAGUCUUGUGGAAUCAGCUGGUAGAGAACAGAUUAUCGGAGAUACAUUUCUUGAUCACAUAUUUGAAUACAAUAGCGAAAAUCUGACAUAUGUAACGUUUGAUUUUCACGAGCAUUGUCGAGGUAUGAAGUUUGAAAAUGUUUCAACAUUGACUGAUGUUUUGGAUCAUUACAUUCAACAGAUGGCAUUCCAUUGGGUAGAUGAUUCUGGUCCCAUCAUGCAACAGCAGGGUGUAUUUCGUGUCAACUGUAUGGAUUGCUUGGAUCGUACUAAUGUAGUCCAAGCUGCUAUUGCGAGAGAUGUUCUUAAAUCAAUUUUACGAAAACUAGGCCGUCUUCUACCUGAUGAAGUGCUACCACCUACAUGUCGACGUAUUCAUAAUUGUAUGUGGGCUAACAACGGAGAUGCGAUAAGUCGACAAUACGCCGGAACAGCUGCGAUGAAGGGCGAUUUCACAAGAACGGGGGAGAGGAAGAUGAUUGGUGUGAUGAAAGAUGGGUACAACUCAGCAAAUAGGUAUUACUUGAACAGGUUUCGAGAUAAUUACAGACAAACUGUUAUUGACAUGAUGCUGGGUAAGUCCAUUUCAGACGAUCUUACUGAGAUCGCAACAGAAUCUUCUAGUACUGAUGACGAUACUUGGACAUCAGAUAAGGAGGAGUGCAUUCGGCAGUUGGUACGUCAUAGUGAACUGUCGCUCCUUCCACGUGAUGAGGAAUGCUUGGGAGGUUGGGCACUAGUGGAUCCUUUCACCUUCGUGACACCCUCAGAGAAUCCCCAAGAUGAAGAUGUUAUCUUGUUGCUAACUCAUGAAGCUUACUAUGUUGCUAGAUACAGUGACGAGUUGGAAGAAAUUUCAUCGUAUCAACGAAUACCUAUUGAGCAACUGGAAAAGAUCGAAAUAGGUGUUGAUAACAUCAAUUUCAAGAAUCAAUAUAUAUUCAUGAGACUUUUUUAUCGUUGGAAUAAAUCAAGUGGUUACUUUCAUACGAUGAGAACAAUACAACAAAGAUUAUCGGAUGAGUCUAAAGGUAUAUUGUUGUCAAUAGCGGAAGUCUUCCUUUCUGUUUGCCGUCAUCAGGGCAUAGGUUUGAAAGUCGUCGAAACUAAAUUUGACAAGCGUCGUUCAAAGCCGCAACAUAACAUUAAACCGUUAACGUCAAAAAGAACGUUAAGUACGUCAAGUCGGAGCGAAAUGACCACUGUCACAGAUAAUGACGGUAAAACGUCGGCAAACCAACGGAGCAGAUCGUUAUCAAACACGAGUCCUAAAAUAUCUGUGGAGAAGAGCAAUGAUACUCCUCCAUCGAUAAAUGUAGAAGACACGGAGAGUGAGUUCAUGAAAUUCCACUUGCAGUACUCUCCUACGAAUAUGGAAGAGAAAUUCUCAAAACUUGACAACGAUAGGAAUUCUAUACCAAAAUCUGUAAGUGAUAGUAAUAUCAAAAAAAAUACCCCAGCGAAAGAACAACCGCUGUCUAAAGAUCAAUCGCUGAGCAAGGAACAACCGCCCAACAAGGAACAACCGCCCAGCAAGGAACAACCGCCAAGCAAGGAACAACCGCCCAGCAAGGAACAACCGCCCAGCAAGGAACAACCACCGAGCAAGGAACAGCCAUCCAAAGCUCCCAACAAAGUGGAUGCAUUUUUCCGCAAAACAAAAAUAGCUCUUAAUAAUGUUGGUCCCAAAUUCCGUGAUUUAUCUCCAGUUACUAGAAACAACUCAAAAGCGGAGAAGAAUGUGGAGGGUCAGGAAGUUGCACCCUCUAAAUCAACCUUUCAAAAGCUGAACGAGCGUUUCAUAAAUCGUUCCGAAGUGAAAAACCCUUUAAAAAUGUUACCAGAAUUUAGGAAUAAAAUUCAAACUGCUUUGAGCAGUCCUAGGUCGAGGCGAAAGCCGCGUCUGUUAUCAGAGCUAGAUAUAGAAAAGAGAAAAAAUUGUAAAACUAAAAUUUUGGAGCUUUAAAAGUUUUUUAAUAAGUUAACUUCAAGAUAUAUAUAUAUUACGUACACUGU
Hydractinia symbiolongicarpus is the source of this 3308-nucleotide messenger RNA. RefSeq names its product phosphatidylinositide phosphatase SAC2-like. The transcript is spliced from 23 exons. Gene Ontology annotation, cellular component: early endosome; clathrin-coated endocytic vesicle. NCBI's taxonomy places the organism in Eukaryota, Metazoa, Cnidaria, Hydrozoa, Anthoathecata, Hydractiniidae. Bases 112 to 3258 code for a protein of 1048 amino acids. The record is from RefSeq and is a predicted model, not a curated record. Gene Ontology annotation, molecular function: phosphatidylinositol-4-phosphate phosphatase activity. Gene Ontology annotation, biological process: phosphatidylinositol dephosphorylation; regulation of endocytic recycling.